Funneliformis caledonium is the source of this 732-nucleotide messenger RNA. The record is from the annotation of a GenBank genome assembly. Lineage: Eukaryota; Fungi; Glomeromycota; Glomeromycetes; Glomerales; Glomeraceae.
AUGUUCGAUGAUACCAAUAUUUUACGUAGCAGGUUCAAGAAUUCUUCUUCUGAACAUGAUACAAAUAGUACUUUACAAAAUACGAGUUCUUUACGUCGCAAAGAUAUGGAAUGCCUGAAAGUUAUUAUAGAUGCUACAACCUUACAGAAUACUGUGGUUGGAGUUAAUAUGUCUGAAAUGACUUCAGGACUUAAAGAUUCAGGCGUAAGAAACAAAUUUCUUGUUCAGCAAGAUAAGGCACUACUACCACAUAAAGAUAAUAAGGGACCUCGAAAACAGGAAUUGGAAUUAGAUAUAAACGAUUUAUUCGAGUAUGAUGUUGACAACAGUUUUCGAAAAAAUGAACAAAAUGAACAAGAAUCAAUUCUUGGAGAUGCUGUUGAGGAAUUAAAUGAAAUAAUCUCUAAUUCACGAUUUUUAUACACAUCUUCAAAGGGCAAAAAUGAUGAUAUCACCUUAUCUUCACCUGCUUGGGUACCUUCUCAGGUUUGGAUGAAUUACGCUAGUGUUGGAGAGGAAUUUAAACAAGGAAUAUCAUCAUCUCCAAUCUUAAGACCCCAAAAUCCAAUUCCUUAUCAUGAGUCCUUUAUGAAUCAUGAUGACAGUGCUGAAAAUGAUACAUUGUUUCCUCGAUCAAAUAUUUCUUCUGGAACAAAAUUGACUAAUCCGGAUUCACUGAAAAAUGACCUUUCAUUCAAGGAACGUGGAUUUUCGCAUUUCAAUAGCAUCUAA